Molecule: messenger RNA, 918 nt
Organism: Penicillium lagena
Lineage: Eukaryota; Fungi; Ascomycota; Eurotiomycetes; Eurotiales; Aspergillaceae
Product: SDR family oxidoreductase
Exons: 1
Coding region: 1-918 (305 amino acids)
Source: RefSeq, a predicted model, not a curated record
AUGCGUAUCUUCGUCACAGGUUCCACCGGCUUCAUCGGUUCAGCCGUCGUCAAAGAACUUCUCUCCGCUGGUCACGAAGUCCUCGGCCUAGCUCGCAGCGACAAGGGAGUCGAGCAGUUGAAGGGUCAAGGCGCUGAGGCCCUGCGCGGCAGCAUCGAGGACCUACAAGUCCUCAAGAAGGGAGCCUCUGAGUGUGACGCCGUCAUUCAUCUAGCCUUCGUCCACAACUUCGCCGAUUACGCGGGCUCCUGUGCCACGGAUCGGGCUGCCAUCACUGCGAUGGGCUCCGUCCUGGCUGCCGCGGACGGUGACCGCGCCCUGGUCAUUACUUCGGGCACCAUGAUGCUGGCACGCGGCAAGUUGGGAGACGAGGACGAUGGGGCCGAUAUGACCAACCCGAUGGCUGCAGCCCGCGGCGCCUCCGAACCAGUCUGUCUCGACUUUGCCAAACAAGGCGUGCGCACCAGUGUCGUACGCCUGCCACCCACCACGCACGGCCCUGGUCUUUCGGGUUUCAUGGGGCUUUUUGUCACCGUCGCACUGGAGAAGGGUGUUUCGGCCUAUGUCGCCGAAGGCCAUAACCGCUGGUGCGCUGGCCACCGCGACGACGCUGCUAAACUGUACCGGCUGGCAGUGGAGAAGGCAAAGCCUGGUUCCAUCUUCCAUGCGGUGGCCGAAGAGGGUGUGCCACUGAAGGACAUCGCGACUGAGGUUGGGAAGCAGCUGAAUAUUCCUGUAGUCAGCAUCCCAGCGGAGGAAGUGGAAGACCAUUUCGGCUGGUUUCAUUUUGGCUCCACAGCUGAUAAUGAGGCCUCGAGCACAAAGACAAGGGAGCGGUUGGGGUGGAUGCCUGUAGGCCCGACAUUGAUCGAAGAUGUCCCGGCUAUCAUCGACUUUAUGAAAUCUCAGAAAGCAUAA